AUGGACAGACUUCAGCAUGGUCCGACCACUUUGGUUGAGAAGAGACCUACCGGUCUCACUCAAACCUCACUCUACGAUUACAUGACGACGUCUUCACCUCUGACUUCACCCAUCAUGUCUCCCCAAUCAUCAGCUCCAGUGUCGCCCGGCACCCAGAUGGCCGACGAUAGCUUGACUGAUGAUGACUUCAACAUGAGUGAUGACCAUUCCGAUGAUGAGUCUGAUGAUGAGUCCGUCGAUGUCCCUGACGACAUGGACCUUGAUGAUGUCAUCCCUGCCCUCACCACCAAGAAGCAGCUGCCUCUGUCCAACGAAGUUGUCUUCAACUCUGGCCUUAUGACUCGAUCGCGAGCGGCUAAACUAGCUGCUUCAGCUGACGGUACACCUCCCGCACUGCAGCAAUUCUAUCAUCUUCAAUCACCAGCCCACUCCCAAGAUCCUUCUCCCCCCUUUCCACCCCCCUCUGGCCCUGACGAUCCGAUCAACCGAUCCAAGCCUGAGGCCCACGGCAACCCUCCGGUCACUGCGAACUUGCGCGCGGCUCUCAACAACGCUGUCCCGUACCACCAAUCGCAUCAGGGCAGCAUCUACUCAAGCAACCUAAUGGCUCAAGGUGUGCUACUGGAUGCCUUUACCGGCACGCGCGACUACUUGGGCAACCAAGUUAUCAUUACCUCAGUUGCCGGCGGUCGUGUACGAGAUGAAGCGACCGGAAACAUGAUCAGAGUUGCCAGUCAGGGAACCAACAAUCAAGGCUACAAAGCCCUCAGUAACGCUUUCCACGCCCGACGCCCAGUAGUGCUCAUUGUUGGAGCCGGAAACCCCCUGCUGCAAGUCAGAGUCGAGCACUAUUACAACGUGCUCGACUACUUCCACAUUACCAACAUUUGGUCUGAAGGAUCCAUCAACGCAGCGGGUGAGCUCAUCCAACAUUACAUGGUGCGAUUCGAGCGAGUCGAUUUAGCGACACGCUCGUGGUGGGAAACCGCAGGCGCAGACUUGAACCCAAGACACCAGCCAGGCGAAUACCACUGCCGCGUACAGCGAUGCGACAAUUGCCACUUCGACAAUGACGAGAUAUACGACCAGGGUUGGACUUGCCUAGAACCAGAUUGCGAGCGCUUCUUCCAGUUCCCGUUCGAAGUCGAUCUUGAUGCACUGCAGUACAGCCAGGCAUUCCUGCGUCGCAGGUUUAGAUUCACCAACUUCCCGCUUCCCCAACCCCUGGUGCCGGAGCUACCUUCAGCCCUGUCUGUACGACCAGGCGGCAUGUUCGGAACGGAGAAGCACUUCAAGCGGGGCAUUGUUUGCCCUCUUUGUUUCUACUGCAGCCGCCGGGUUCUGUGGCAUGAAUGGCGGUGUGAGAACCCUUCAGGGUGCGAGUACGUACUCCAUAUCCCUAUCCGCGAGGUUCCAAUGAACCACAUCAUGGCGGAAACAGCCGCUUCUAUUCUUAGAAGGAGACAAAAGUUCAUCCACACGGACAACGAUGUCUUGGCAUUCACCACUUUUGGUCAAGGUUACGAUAUGGCGACCUUCUACCUGCCAGGGGAGACCGAUGCGAGAGGUGAGCACGAUUAUGUCGGCUCAAUCACGAUCUUCCGACCUACCAAGACUACGCUCGAAAGACCUGGAGGACUCAAUGACCUCUUUAUGUCCAUGCAAGACGCGGUACGAGAGCGCAAAAUCAAUCUCCGAAGAAACCCCGCUCGCAACAAAGGCCACCGCAUCGAGGAGUUGACUUCACACUUCACAAGCAAUAUCGGAGCGGACUAUAAGUUUGGCGUUGUUGUUGCCACGUCAAGCGGUUUUGAUGAGGCUCCCGUUCCCGUCAUGCAGGCCCUGAACCGUUUGACUUGGGCCGGAGAAACUGCAACGAAGAUGACCACUAGAGACGUCUCUCGGCACGGAAUCAACGCGGACAAGGCCUCCAUGCCGGACGAGUUUCGCGAGUUUAACGAGCAGCUCAUCCUUGGCUACUUUGAGGAAUCGAAGAUUAGCUAUCACGACGAUGGCGAGAAAGAACUAGGCCCCACCGUUGCCACCCUGUCUCUGGGUUCGCCUUCCGUCAUGUGCUUUCGGCCCAAGAAAAACAAACGGAUUGGACCCCAGUCCACAAUGCACAAGAAGAACCGACCCCCGAUGGUCUCGUUUGUGCUAGAGCAUGGGGACAUGGUGGCCAUGCAUGGGACUGACAUCCACAAGCACUACGAGCACAAGGUUGACCCCGAGGGAAUCAUGCGAUAUGCCUUGACAUGCCGCUACAUUCGCCCAGAGAUGAUGGCAGAUGAGACCAGACGUCAGCUUGCUCUCACCAAGGGAGCGGUUCCGGAAUUCUGGAAGAACCGACCUUACUUGGGAGAGGACAACCUCGAUCUCUUAGCUUCUCCAGCGGCAUCGGGCCAUGCAGAUGGUGACCUCGUCAUGGAAGGCGCUGCAAACAACAUCAUGGUUGCCCCGGCCGCUAAUGGACUUGCCGCUGAUGCUGUCGCCAACGAUGCUGUUAUAGAGGAUGCUAUCGCUGCUGGUGCUACUGCCGACAAUGCAGUCGUUGCUGAUAUAAUCACUACUGCUCAAGACAACGAAAUGACCAACGAAGUCAGUAUUCCCAUGUCCGUUGAAGACAGAUUCCUUGGAGGAAUCACGGAGCUGAACGACAUCUGGCGUUCAAACCCUGGUCUCGUUUCUCAACUGUCUCAACAAGACAGAGAGACUGUCCUGGCCCUGGCUGCUACGCUGUCCUCCACUGCCGGCGAGGGUACCAACUCGACAUAA
This is a messenger RNA of Anthostomella pinea, 2775 nucleotides long. The record is from the annotation of a GenBank genome assembly. Lineage: Eukaryota; Fungi; Ascomycota; Sordariomycetes; Xylariales; Xylariaceae.